This is a messenger RNA of Dendronephthya gigantea, 2554 nucleotides long. RefSeq names its product transcription factor SOX-2-like. Gene Ontology annotation, biological process: anatomical structure morphogenesis; regulation of DNA-templated transcription; cell differentiation. Bases 1361 to 2554 code for a protein of 397 amino acids. Lineage: Eukaryota; Metazoa; Cnidaria; Anthozoa; Malacalcyonacea; Nephtheidae. The record is from RefSeq and is a predicted model, not a curated record. The transcript has 8 exons. Gene Ontology annotation, molecular function: RNA polymerase II cis-regulatory region sequence-specific DNA binding; DNA-binding transcription factor activity, RNA polymerase II-specific.
GCAAUGCCGAACACUUUCACCCGAUCCUUGUGUAAAAUUUGCGCAAAUGCGGUUAGAAGGAUCACGCAGCCGACGCGCAAGUUCGUCAUUUUAAGUCCAAUUUACUUUCGCGGGUUUAAUCUUUAGUGCGAUUGUUCCCGCUCGUCAGGUUAAUGUAUUGACAUUUAUGUAACAUGAUUCGCGCGAACGCGCCGAUACCCAUGGCGAAACAUCUCAAACAAUAUGCACUUUUUGCCUCGUAUUUUUCGCCAGAAAUUUUUCCCGAUGCCGCAAGACGGCGCAGAAUAUGCAAAUCAGACGUUGCAUCGCCGUUCGCGAGCUUGCGCCGUCGUAUAUUCGCGCCGUAACUAACGCUGCAUACGCAAUGAGCCAUGCUGUCAUUAUUGAGCUGAUAACUGGACCUUAAAGAGUAGAGUCUUUGUCCUUUGUCCCAUUCACACUUUUAGUAAACAAAGUAUAUGUUACACAUUGGGUUUCAUACUGCUUCGAACACUUUCCUAUCCGCUUAUCGUGUUUAUAUACGAAUAAAUGGAUUGGAAAAUCGGUAUUUUGUACGACUAGUUUUGGACUUGACAAUCUCCGCGAGUGAAACUACGGUGUCGUGGCUUUGUAGUGCUUUGUAUGCUGCGCAAGAGCUUUCAAACGCGUAGCCAAUGUGCGGAUAUACACAGCGUUGUAUUUCAAACUCGGAUUCGUUGUAAAGAUUUCUAGUGGAUGGUUAUAAAGCUGGGAUAUAUUUGCAUCUCGAUUUGGGUGUCCAAGGCGAUUUACAUUUUUAUGGUUUUGCGGUUAGUUGUUGUUAACAAUGGCCAAUUAAGCAGUGCUUGAAAUACUGAAAGGUUUGCAUCGCGGCUCGGGCUAUAUGCCAAUUGGUUUUGUUAUUAACUGUGUGGAUUUUAUUAUUUCUGGGUGUACUUUAUGGAUACAUGAGGAUCUUUAGUAUAUCAAUGGUAUUUUUACUGUGGAGUAUGGUACAUUGUGGAUAUUGCGAGGAUAUAAAUGAGGAUCUGGGUUGGAUUUAUUACUCCUGCUUAUGAAUGAUGGAAAAUUGGGGCAGAAUGAGGUUUUAGGCUACGAUAAUCUGCAAUCUCUUUAUUGCCACGAUUAUGGCUCCACUAAGGUUUCACAACCAGUUCCAGGUGACGUAAGAUAGCUAUAAAUUUCGUUUACGCUGUUUGAAGAAGACCUAUAGAUCGUAUAUUAGUAUAAGAACAACUGACUGUUUAUUCUGGGUCCUCUCUGUGGUCUGGGUUAUAAACAAAGAGAUGAAAAGAUUAAAGAAAGGUCACUUCCUGAGGCAUGUGAUCGUGUAAAACCUGAAAGACACUCACAUGCUCGAGGGUCUCUCGUAUGAUGUAAGAUGAUGGCAGUCCUUGGUAUGGCAACCGAGAAAGACGACCAUAAGAGAAUAAUGGCCGAAGGGUUAGAUUGUCGAAGUGAUAUGCUGUCAAAUUCGGAUCUCAAUGAUGUCAUCUCGAAAACUGUGAAUCAUGUUAUGAACGAAACAUCUGAGCUUACGAGUGAAGCUCCGAGCUCGAGCAAGCGACGAAAGCAAAACGACAAUCAGGUUCGCCGUCCUAUGAACGCGUUCAUGGUCUACGCUCAGGUUGCAAGAAAGAAAGUGGCGGGAAAAUAUCCGAACUUGAGUUAUCGCAAGUUAAGCAAGACGCUGGGGGAGUUGUGGCGUAUGCUAGAUGACGAUGAACGUCGUCCUUUUGUGGAAGAGGCCGAGAGACUACGACGCGAACACAAACGAGCUCAUCCUACUUACAAGUUCAAACCUCAGCGCCGAAGAAAGAAAGCUGAGAAACAAUCCGAGCUAGAAACGGUAUCACAGUUUGGUGUCGGAGUGAUGAAUCCUAACCAAACUAGUUUGAUGGCACAAGAGACAGAUUACACUAACGACGAGUUUUGCUCGGCAGGGGAUGUCUUAAACUCCCCUUAUCAUUCCCGUAAUGAUUCUGCUGCAGUGUCCACUAUAUGGCCUUUCAUAACAGGCAAUACGAGCGAGUACCAUCGUCUCGACAGCGGCUACAAUAUCAGUUCUACAAGAGGAUUCCCCAGUGCUUCAACAAUUACUGCUAAUAGCACUAUUAGUUUCCCCCACACGAGUCAAAGACACUACAUUAAUCCCACGGAACACUCUGCUCAACACGAUAUGAAACUGCCCGGACAAGGAUCAAUGUUUGGAAGACCUCAAGAUCCCAGCCAUGGCAGGGUUGGCUCUCAAAAUAACUCCAUCGCCUCGCUGCCGGAACGUUCCAGCGAUUAUAUCACAACAAGGGCGCAUUUUGCUCACACAAAUACUUCCCCUUUUUCCGAAAGUUAUUCGCAAGCAUCUUCUAUCGAGAAUUUGCCGUAUACAAGCGAUCGUUAUAGCCUUGGAAUUCGCGGUAUCACCUCGUUCACCCGUCCUACGGGCCCAAUCACCAAUACAAAUACCUUACCUGCAACAAACACGAUGGAAACGCCAUAUACCAGAAGCAUGUUUGCUGAAUUAAGCUCAACGCAAUCCCGAAAUGAACCUAUUUUAAAUUUUAUGGAGCACAUAUAA